AUGAGUGAAUUACCUGACUAUGUGCUUGAUCCCGAUGCUGUCCUGAAAGACACCAGUGCCUGGCGCCAUGGUAAUGCUCCGGAUUAUUCCAAGACUAGGGUCUUCUAUGAAAAGACCAAGACAAAGACCCACGAACCCGGCAGUCUCCCUUUCCUAGUUGAAAAUCUCGUGAAGAACUGGGAAAUCGAAGCCUCCUUCAAAACGAAUCUCUCCGACUGGCGUACCAUCGAUCACGACGUAUACACAGUUUCCGUGAAUGGUGGUGAGCGACGAACGGGUGAUCACAUGUUAGAAGUGGGGACUUAUAAUGCUCUCCUGACCGCGAGUCAGUAUUAUGAUCCUGCACAAAACACUUUCAAUGAUUCGCACAAGUCGUUUAAGCGGAUGAUGCCAACGUUUGCUUGGGAGGUACUUGAAGUAUACUCUGGUCCCCCCGUUGUUGUCUGUCGGUGGAGGCAUUGGGGCGAGAUGCAGCAUGAUUACGUUGGAUACAAUAGCUCCGGCGAAAAGAUCAAGAUUGAAGCGCACGGUGGCCCUAUCGACAUUGAAGGCCUUAUAGUGGCCAAAGUCAAUGAUAAACUACAGGUGCAAAGUCUUGACGUCUGGUACGACCCUAUGGCAAUGUUCCGCCAAAUUAGCAGAGAGGGCCAGAUUAGCAGCGAGAGCAGUAGCAGCCGAUGUCCGUUUGUGCAGGGUUAG
Penicillium concentricum is the source of this 699-nucleotide messenger RNA. RefSeq lists its product as uncharacterized. The record is from RefSeq and is a predicted model, not a curated record. Lineage: Eukaryota; Fungi; Ascomycota; Eurotiomycetes; Eurotiales; Aspergillaceae. Bases 1 to 699 code for a protein of 232 amino acids. The transcript has 3 exons.